Planococcus citri (citrus mealybug) is the source of this 1705-nucleotide messenger RNA. It is a transcript of the gene Smyd3, whose product is annotated as SET and MYND domain containing, class 3. The transcript is spliced from 9 exons. Gene Ontology annotation, cellular component: nucleus. The record is from RefSeq and is a predicted model, not a curated record. Lineage: Eukaryota; Metazoa; Arthropoda; Insecta; Hemiptera; Pseudococcidae. Gene Ontology annotation, molecular function: protein binding. Bases 215 to 1525 code for a protein of 436 amino acids.
CUUCAUUGAUAAGCAGAAAUACUGAAAAUAGCGAAACAAUUUUUUCUCAUCCGCAGCCAAAAUUUUUAUUUUUACUUUCUUUCUAACCUUGAUCGAUGAGGCCAUAGCUUCGUAAUAUUUGCUGUUAAAUCGCGCAGGUACGAACCAUUACUCCAUUUCACAAAACGUACGCAAACAUAUCGUAAUUUCAUUUCGGUGACUGAAUGUGUUACUCAUGAUUAAAAAAGGCGAAAUUCUAUUAUCCGAAAAACCUUUCGUUUUUGUUUUAAAAUCAUCUUUACUGAAGCAAAGAUGCAAUCAUUGUUUUGCCUCAUCAGAAGUGAAAAAAUGUUCUCAGUGUCAUUACGUUUCCUAUUGUGGAAAAAACUGUCAAAGGUCUGCGUGGGCUCUGCAUAAGCUGGAAUGCUCCAAAUUGGCCAAAACAUUACCUAAUAUUUUACCAGAUUCCGCUCAUUUAUUGAUUAGAUUGAUUUUGAAGUUGAAAAUCUCAUCAAAUCAAGAUUCCAACAUUUGUCAAAAUAAGUAUAAAGCUAAGAAUCGUCCUUUUUCUGAUCUCAUGUCUCAUUAUGACGAAUUAUUGCAAGAUCAAAGAAGAAUGGAACAUUUCAGAACUCUGAUAAUGCUGUUAGGAAUAUUUUUCAACGACGAGGAGAAUUUAGACGAAGAUGAAAUAUUGCAGUUGUUUGGAAAGAUGUGUAUAAAUAGUUUUAAUAUUUUGGAUAACGACAUGAACAGCAUAGGAACUGGAAUGUAUUUAGCAGCUUCCAUUCUCGAUCAUUCCUGCGAACCAAAUGCAGUCGCUAUUUUCGAAGGGACCACUAUUUACAUAAGGACGAUUAAGAAUUUGAAACGAUUCGAUUGGAGUAAUAUUAGAAUAUCGUAUAUCGAUGUUCUGAAUUUAACAUCGCAUCGUAAAAAAGAACUGCAAUCGAUGUAUUAUUUUCUAUGUGAUUGUGAACGUUGUCGUGAUCAAGAGGAAGGUAAUUUAAUGAAUUCGAUGGCCUGUCCUAAUAAAAAUUGUUCCGGUUUCGUCCACGUACCUGAAAACAUUUCCGAUAAAUUAAGCUGUGCGAUGUGUCGAAGUAUUGUUUCCAAAGCCCGUAUCGAUAAGUUUCAAGAAAUAACCCCGCUUUCUGAUUACCACUUACAGAAUAUGAAAAGCAAAGAUAUGGCUUAUAUCGAUGUAUGUGAAAUGACGUUGAAAAAACAAAUCAAUGUUUUGCACGAAUACAAUGUACGUAGAGUGAAAAUCAUGGAUUUAGCCUUUGAAGCAUGUAUAAAUUUAGAACGAUGGGAAGACGCUUUCAAAUAUGGUCGACAAUUAUUACCUGGUUUCCGAAAAUACUACCGAAACCAUCACCCGCUGGUCGGACUACUGAAUAUGAAGUUAUUGAAACUAGCCCUUCUGCAAGAUGAUUUAUUCGCUGCCAAAUCUUAUUAUAACGAAGCGAAAGAAAUUCUUUUGGUCAGCCACGGAAGUCAUCAUUCGUUAUAUGCAUCGCUACAAGAAGUAUUCUGCUCGUAAUCUGCCGUUUUAUAUUUUAUUUAAAAAUCAAACAACACAUAGAAAGUUUUGAAAUGCAGAUAAAUGAACAAUAAUGAUAAUCGUGAAUGUACUCCGCUAGAUGAAUUAAUUUUUAGACUAGUAAAACGUUGAAUGAAUUAGUUUAAAAAUAACUGGUUAAAAAUGAAAGCAUCAAUGGCA